Penicillium subrubescens is the source of this 2663-nucleotide messenger RNA. RefSeq names its product putative C2H2 transcription factor PacC (gene pacC). The transcript has 3 exons. Gene Ontology annotation, cellular component: nucleus. Gene Ontology annotation, biological process: positive regulation of transcription by RNA polymerase II. The record is from RefSeq and is a predicted model, not a curated record. NCBI's taxonomy places the organism in Eukaryota, Fungi, Ascomycota, Eurotiomycetes, Eurotiales, Aspergillaceae. The coding region runs from base 333 to 2285 and encodes 650 amino acids.
CCUGAAGGUCCCAAGAAAUUCCCGAGACUAACCCAAGACCCAAGACUUUCCCCCCCCCUCCUCCUCCCCAGUUUUCCUCUCUUCCCUCUCCCUCCUUCUUCUAGGCACGCGUUUUCUUCCCUCCCUACACCUUUCUAUAUUCCUUUCCCCCAACUCCUUGGAAUUUCCUUGCGGAACACCUUGGCUGAACAUAUAUUCCAUUCAUUGUGGACUGUUGUGCGUGUGUACCCGCAUUGCUGUUGAAUUGACAGUGGACGGUAUACGUGGUAUUUCCUUUCUCUCGUGCCUGGGCAAAAAUCCCGCCAGACACGACAAGACAUUUUCUUGGCAUCAUGUCCGAAAACACUCUUCCCCCAACUUCAACACCCCAGGCUGCGCCAGCCCCAGCACCGGUUGCCACUGAGCAGCCUGCUGUUGCGCAGCCUGCUACGACGCCGACUGCUUCGGUGACGGCCACCGCCGCCGCCGCGACCGCUGCCGUCAACAGUACUCUCAACGGCGCUGGAGAGCAACUCCCCUGUCAGUGGGUGGGUUGUACUGAGAAGUGUCCCUCAGCUGAAGCGCUCUACGAACACGUCUGCGAGCGCCAUGUCGGUCGCAAGAGCACCAACAACUUGAACUUGACCUGCCAAUGGGGCAACUGCAACACCACCACCGUCAAGCGCGAUCACAUCACCUCCCAUAUUCGCGUCCAUGUCCCCUUGAAGCCACACAAGUGCGACUUCUGUGGCAAGGCCUUCAAGCGCCCUCAGGACCUGAAGAAGCACGUCAAGACCCAUGCCGAUGACUCGGAGAUCCGAUCCCCAGAGCCGGGCCUCAAGCAUCACCAUCACCACCACCACCCGGAUAUGAUGUUUCCCCAGAACCCCAAAGGAUACGCUGCUGCCACGCAUUACUUUGAGGGACCUAUGAACGGCGUUUCGAGCGCCGCCUACGCUCAUGGAGCUCCCCAGUACUACCAGACACACCCGCCUCCUCCCGCCGCCAACCCCCAUUCGUAUGGCAAUGUCUACUAUGCGUUGAGCCAGGGUCAUGAUGGUUCCCAAUCGUACGACCGCAAGCGUGGGUACGAUGCUCUGAACGAGUUCUUCGGUGACCUGAAGCGACGCCAAUUCGAUCCCAACUCCUAUGCGGCUGUCGGCCAACGCCUGCUCGGUCUCCAGGCCCUUCAGCUUCCAAUUCUGAAUGGCCCGGUUCCCGAGUAUCAGCCUAUGCCCGCUGCUGUUCCGGUCGCCGGUGGUGGUGGCUACAGCCCUGGCGGUGGUCAUGCGCCCGCGUACCAUCUUCCUCCAAUGUCGAACGUCCGCACCAAGAACGAUUUGAUCAACAUUGAUCAGUUCUUGGAGCAGAUGCAAAACACCAUCUACGAGAGCGACGAGAACGUUGCCGCUGCCGGCGUGGCUCAGCCUGGUGCUCACUACGUGCAGGGUGGGAUGAGCUACCGCGCUACCCACUCUCCCCCUAGCCAGCUGCCCCCUAGCCAUGUUACCGCCACUACUUCUGCUCCUAUGAUGGCCGCCACAGCCCACUCACCCUCUGUUGGCACUCCCGCUUUGACUCCACCCUCGAGCGCUCAAUCUUAUACCUCGCAACGGUCACCGAUCUCUCUUCCCCAGACUCACCGCGUGUCGCCGCCCCAUGAGAGCGGUGCCGGCAUGUACCCCCGUCUGCCGUCGGCCACCAUGUCCGACAACAUGUCGGCGGGUUACCCCACUGCCUCGAGUGCGGCUCCCCCGUCCACUCUGAGCGGCGCCUUCGACCACGAUGAUCGUCGCCGCUACACUGGUGGCACCCUGCAGCGCGCUCGUCCCGCCGAGCGCGAAGCAGAUGAGCGCAUGGAUACUUCGGCUGACGGCGAGCGCACACCUACCAAGGAGCACCCUUCCAUCACGUCGAGCCUCAUUGAUCCUGCCUUGUCGACUUCCUCGAACCCCGACCAGGAGGCUGCUCAGCGGACCGCCCAAGCUGCCACCGAAGUGGCCGAGCGCGAUGUUAAUGUCGCGUGGGUGGAGAAGGUUCGACUUCUGGAGAACCUGCGACGCUUGGUCUCUGAGCUCUUGGAGCAAGGUCGCUGGGAUGGAGACUCGGCUGGUCACAGCGGUGCCGAAGAGUCUCCCGCUCACUCGGGUGAUGGCGCCAUGGACGGUGUUGAGACGGCUAGCACUCGGGACUCUCCUGAGCAUGCCAAGGAGGUGGCCAAGUCUGAAGAGGCUGCGUCAGUUCUCUACCCUACUUUGCGCGGGGUGGACGAGGACGGAGAUGCCAACAUGCCUGGUGACGAGUAAAAAGACAUGGGGAGGCUCUGGGAGGUUAUAUCCGUUUUUCCUUCUAGUUAUUUAACGCAGUCACGACCUAUUCUGUUUGUCUGGAACCACCUGUUUCUUAUUGUCUGGUUGGGGGCUACUCUACACUACCCUUUUUUUUUCUUUCUUUUUGUCUCUUCUAUAUAUGCAUGUUGCCUAAGGCUUCAUCAUUGUUCCCAUGUUAUUUCUAUAUCUUUUUCUACAUUUUCUCAUUCAUCUGAUACUCUUGUCUCUUUCGAGAUCUCUAUUGGUCUGAACCCAUCCGACCCUAUUCGGUCUACUACCAUCUGUAUUGUAUGAUCCUUGGGCGAGGUUACCCUGCCCACCUGUUUAUUUACAGUCAAGUUUGUUUGCGUCUAA